AUGCAGAAGGAAAUGAAGAUGAUCAAAGAUGAGGAUGUGCACUUCAGUCUGGGUGUGAAGAGAGCUCCCUCCUUUCCCCACUGCCUGCAGCCAGUGGUUUCCCGAGGGAAAGCUCCCCAAAGGCACCCCUUCCCAGAAGCUCUCCGGGGGCCUUUUUCCCAAUUUCGGUAUGAGCCUCCUCCCGGACACCUAGACGGAUUCCCGGGGGUCUUUGAAGGAGGAGGGUCCCGGAAACGGAAGAGCAUGCCCACUAAGAUGCCGUACAACCACCCCGCGGAAGAGGCCCCUCUCUCCCUCCACUCUGAGGAGAGCAAAAACCAAGGCCCUCCGAGCCUCCCUCUGCUCUUUCCGCAGCCCCCGCGCCCCAAGUAUGACUCGCAAAUGAUCGACCUGUGCAACGUGGGCUUCCAAUUCUACCGCACCCUGGAACACUUGGGGGGCAAGCCCGUCAAGCAGGAGCCCGUGAAGCCCAGCGCCGUGUGGCCCCAGCCGGCCCCGUUCCUGCCCACGCCCUACCCCUACUACCCCAAGGUGCCCCCGGGGCUCAUGUUCCCCUUCUUCAUGCCCUCGGCCUCCCCCUUCCCCUUCGGCCGGCACACCUUCAUGCCCAAGCAGCCCCCGGAAGCGCUGCUGCCGCGCAAAGCCGAACCUCCGGAGAGCGAGGAUACCAAGCAGAAGGUGGAGCGGGUGGACGUGAACGUGCGCAUCGACGACAGCUACUACGUGGACGUGGGCGGGGCGCAGAAGCGCUGGCAGUGCCCCACCUGCGAGAAGUCCUACACCUCCAAGUACAACCUGGUCACCCACAUCCUGGGCCACAGCGGGAUCAAGCCGCACGCGUGCACGCGCUGCGGGAAGCUCUUUAAGCAGCUCAGCCACCUGCACACCCACAUGCUCACCCACCAGGGCACGCGGCCCCACAAGUGCCAGGUGUGCCACAAGGCCUUCACGCAGACCAGCCACCUGAAGCGCCACAUGAUGCAGCACAGCGAGGUGAAGCCGCACAACUGCCGCGUGUGCGGCCGUGGCUUCGCCUACCCCAGCGAGCUCAAGGCCCACGAGGCCAAGCACGCCAGCGGGCGCGACAACAUCUGCGUCGAGUGCGGCCUCGACUUCCCCACGUUGGCCCAGCUCAAGAGGCACCUCACCACGCACCGCGGCCCCAUCCAGUACAGCUGCUCCGAGUGCAACAAGACCUUCCAGUACCCGAGCCAGCUGCAGAACCACAUGAUGAAGCACAAGGACAUCCGGCCCUACAUCUGCUCCGAGUGCGGCAUGGAGUUCGUGCAGCCCCACCACCUCAAGCAGCACUCGCUCACCCACAAGGGCGUGAAGGAACACAAAUGUGGGAUUUGCGGGCGGGAGUUCACUCUGUUGGCCAACAUGAAGAGACACGUGCUGAUCCACACCAACAUUCGCGCCUACCAGUGUCACCUCUGCUACAAGAGUUUUGUGCAGAAACAGACCCUCAAGGCACACAUGAUCGUCCACUCUGAUGUAAAGCCUUUCAAAUGCAAGCUGUGUGGAAAGGAAUUCAACCGGAUGCACAACCUCAUGGGUCACAUGCACCUGCACUCCGACAGCAAACCCUUCAAGUGUCUUUACUGUCCAAGUAAAUUCACCCUAAAGGGGAACCUGACACGCCACAUGAAAGUCAAGCAUGGGGUCAUGGAGCGGGGCCUCCAUUCUCAAGGUUUUGGAAGGGGGAGAAUUGCCCUGGCCCAGACGGCAGGAGUACUCAGGAGUCUGGAGCAGGAGGAGCCCUUUGACCUUUCCCAGAAGCGUGGGCCAAAGGGGCCAGUGUUCCAGUCAGAUGGGGAGAGUGCCCGGGGCAGCUCCUGCCAUGAGGAAGAGGAGGAGGACACCAGCUGUGAGGUGGGAGGAGACAGCCCGGGCCUGGCGCCCCAGAGCAGGCAGCCCUGCACACCCCACAAUCUACCCACACAGCCCGAGCAGGCUCCCAGGGCACUCGAGGACACCUGUGAGGAGGAGGAGGAGGAGGAGGACGAGGCCGAGGCCGAGGAGGACAAGCCAAAAGGAGAGCACCAGGAGAGGAACAAGGACAGCCUCGGGGCAGAGGGCAGCCAGGAGAGAGAAUUGGCCCCCAGAGAAGAGUGUCUCCGCCUCAGGGCUCUGCAGAGUGCCCGGCGGGGGCCCUCCUUUUCUGAUUACUUGUACUUCAAGCACCGAGAUGAGAGUUUAAAAGAAUUACUGGAGAGGAAAAUGGAAAAACAAGCAGUGCUUUUAGGUAUCUAAGUGGACAGUUUUAAAAUUGCAUUUGGAAAAUGAGAACUAGGCAGCUCAAAUAUAACUUUCUGCAUGAGCUGUCAUUUGCUGGAGACCGGCGAAUGGUGCAAAUCUUUACAAAUGGCUCAAGACUACAUGACUGGGGGUUUAUCCUCAGUCAUGUAAAUGCUUCUCAGGUCUUUCCCUGGGCCCUUGGUUUCUAACACCCAUGCAGGGUCCUCCAGUGCUAUUUUACACAACUCCACUAUAAUAGACUGUCCAUAUUCUAGAUACCUAAUUGCAAGCUGACACUGAGGUGCUUUUCAGAAAUUCUGUUUUCCUUUGACUAAUAUGCAAUACAUGGUAAAUUUCCUUUUAGUUGCAAAAAUAUGGUGCUUGAUAUGUUACCUUAUUAAUGAUGAUUUAGUUGAAUGUGUGGAAGUAAUAAUCUUUUUCUAGAUAGAUAAAAAUGUUAGUAGUUGUAUAUAUGAAAAUCACCUUUAUUAAAUAAGCCAACAUACCAGAGACGACAAGGAGAGUGAGGUAUUGAAGAGGAUAUUCUCAAGUAGUUGGUGCAGAUAUAAGAGAGAAAGUUAAAGAAAAUACGAAUUUUAGCUAAUGAAAAACCAGCAGUACUUAGAUUCCUGCCUAGGUCUGCCUCGUUUGACAUCAGCUCACUUCAUUAGAUGUGGCAUUUGGAGCAUAUUUUCAGAGGCCCCCAAAGUGGUCAGCACCUGCAGGCUAAUCUCUUGUGUCCUCAGUAGAGCUCCCUCCUGGAGAUCUUGCUCUGAGGCCCUAGGCCCCAUAAAGUAACUGCAGAAGUUGUUGCCUUACAAGCAGUGGAUUUCUCCUCAGCACUGGAACUAGGGGCGUGGGGAGGAAGCCUGGCCAUCUAAGUGCUGCUUAUUGAGACUAUCAGAAUAGCCAUCAGCUCAUUACUGCUAAGGGAGAUGCUGGAUUGUGUUCUCAAUGCUGCCAGCAUGUUAGAAUCAUCUAGGGGAACUUAAAAAUAUAUAUAUCAAUGCUGAGGUCUCAACCUCUGAGAUUCUGAUUUAGUUUGGCCUAGACCGGAUCCCCAGCUCUGGUCUUUUCUAAAAGUCUUCCCCAGAUGAUUCUUCUGUGCAGGAAGAUGGAGAAAGACCGACUAGGCUAAUAGGGUGGUUCCCAAGACCCUUCCUUUGGACUCCAUAAAUAUGUGUUUCUGGCUUCAGACUCAUUAAAAUACAGAUCAGGAGACCUUGAAAUCAUACUGCUCGCUUAGGGCUUCUUACCUGAUCUGGAAGAGUCUCACAAGGACACAGACACACGUAUGUGUGCAUGCGCGUACGUGCGCACGCACACAGACACACACACACACACACUCUGUAGAAACACACACUCUUUUUAUUAGAAGAUGAUGCCUGUGAUGUUUAUGGUCACCUAAUAUGUUUAAAAAUACAUGGCCAGCCUACAGUGACUCGUUAUCUCUCCCUAGAUGCUUGAAUCAUGAUUCUAGUGGGUGGCGAUGACUGUCAUGGGUGGGUGGAACCCAGCUGUAGGCUUUCCUUAGGCACGGGUGCCAAGUAAAGCAGGGGUCAAGGGACAUCGCAGACUGACCAUAAGCAGUAACCCUCUGGUACUGUGUCUGUGUUUAAGUAAAAACUGCCUCUUGGUUAGUAGUUUCAACUCUUACUGAUAGAGCUAGGUACUGUUUCUUGUGUUGCUUUCUCUCCUCCUAAAGUUCCAGUACAUUUCUUGAGAAGACCUGGCCCAUCUCUGAUGGCUGGAUGCCAGCUUUUUCUCUUGGCCAAGGCUUCCCCCUGAGCCUCAUCCACUUCUAAUCAUCCCCACCCCCCACCCUGCCCUCACUGUGCGCUUUGUCAAUCCCUGACACAUUUCUCCUGCCCCCUUGCCUAAAGCUCUUUCUUUCAACCUCACCACCACUGCAAAGUGCCAAAGCUGUUUGGGUUUCCUACCCACUCAUCUCCUGAGGUCAGGCUCCUACAAAGGGUAUGCUGAAGGGAAUAGUGUGGGUUUCUGAGGGUACAAACCCAAUUCUGUGCCGGGAAAAUGUCCCAAGACCUCAGAGGCAUGGCUUGCCUUCUGUUCAUUAUUAAUAUAGCUCAUUAGUGCCUCUGGUAAAAUCAUGCAGGAGGCUGGCAACAUGGUCUGUGAGGCCUCCAACUCUCAGGGUUCUGUCACAAGUUCAUUCUCUCAGUAGCCUAUAGUAAUUGAAGACAGACUUCCAUGGUGCUCUGGGUAUGCCUUACCAGAACCAGGAAAUCUAGAUUACCAAACUCUAGUCUUUUCCAACCAAAUGAAUCAUGUGAGAAUGUUCGAGGAUCAAGUUUAUGUUGAGAUGGAGAGAGUAUGGUCUAGAAUGGUGGUUUCCAAAUUGUGGAUUGAGGAGCCAGAGGUCCCUCUUAGGCCCCUCCGAAGCUGCUAGGGAAGAAGGAGAAACUCUCAGCUCUCACACCCACUGCACUCAAAGUGGCUCACAUUUCAUCUGUUUCUCAUGUUAGCCUUCCAAGUAAAAUUUCAUUUUGAGGGAGAAAAAAGAUGUCUAAGAAAAGUAAUUUACAAAGUGUGAGGAAGUAUAUUAUAAAGCCUGUUUUUAGUUCUUGACUCUGGGUAUGAGAGACUUAAUUAGAUCUAGCCCAAUGGUAAAUAUACAUUGACUUUGUAAGAAUUAAGGCUAAAUCUUGGUUUUGUAUGAUAUUGAGUGACCAGAAUCCUGAUUUGCCUGGACUGACCCUGGUUUAUAACUCUGCCCCAGGAAAAUUCUAAGAGCAUCACCUCGACUCUCAAAAGUAUCCCAGUUGGGGUGCCGAAUUCUAUGAACACCCAUGCACAAGUGCAGAGCGAAGGGAAGGGUUGGCCAAACUGCCUACUGGGCUAAUGAAUAAGAGUGCAAACCUGAAGGACAGCACAUGGGGAUCACCCCGAGAGAAUUCAGGGUAAAACCAUCCAAGGUUAUCAGCUCUCUAAGGGCUAGGGCAGCAUAACAUUCGCCUUCUUGUGACACUCUGAAAAUAGGUCACUAUCGAACGCUCUCCAGGAUUUUGACCGCUGUCACUCUGAAACAGCCAAGUAACCAGCCAAGUGGCAUAUUUUUCUUUUAUCCGUUUUCUUCAGGCCUAUGAUUACCUCCCUGUUUUUCCUUCUAAUUCCUUCCAUUCUUUCUUUAAAAAAAAAAAAAUUUGACUCCCCAUUGGCCAUUAGACUGAGGCUGAUCGUUCAUAACCCCACAAGGGUAACUGGAAUAUUUGUAUAUGAGUAGCUGCAUGAGAAAGUCCAAUGUGCAUACUGUAUUUAUUAAGCCCGAAAGGCAUUUAAUAAAAUAUUAACAUUGCAUUUUGAAUCUUGAUCUUUGCUUUGCUGGAACAAAAUGUAACAGAGCUAACAUUUAAAAAUCCUUCACAUAUUUGGACAACAUUACACCAAAUGUUGAUUUUGUACAGAACUCUGGCUUGCUAUUUAAAUACUAAAACUCCAAGUAUGUAGUACCCCAAGUUGUGAAUAUCGCUUUCUGCUUCGGUGAAAAAGCAGUUUACCUGAAAAUAGCAUGUAACCUAUAUUUUGUUAAUUUAAGCAAAUAAAG
This is a messenger RNA of Enhydra lutris kenyoni (northern sea otter), 5806 nucleotides long. Its product is annotated as zinc finger protein 366. The transcript is spliced from 4 exons. The record is from RefSeq and is a predicted model, not a curated record. Lineage: Eukaryota; Metazoa; Chordata; Mammalia; Carnivora; Mustelidae. Gene Ontology annotation, cellular component: nucleus. Bases 1 to 2256 code for a protein of 751 amino acids.